UACAAAGUUGACGGAAUUUCGACUUUGGAGAGUUCAAAGCAACCAAGGCUUAGCUGCUGCUUACUGAGAAAUGGGUCACAAGAACAGAUCGAAGAAAAAAAGUGCUGCUUUUGGAUCCAAGAAAAAAAAGUCUGCUUUAAAUGCUGAGGGUUUAGAAACUUCUUUUGCAGGCAUGGCAGUCACUGAUGGCAAGGUAUCAUUAUAUCGGUGUAAAUGCAACUACUGUAAAACAGAUAUUUCAGGGAAGGCACAUAUCAAAUGCGCUGUGUGUCAAGAUUUCAAUCUUUGCGUCAAAUGCUUUUCUGUUGGUGCUGAGGUGACACCUCAUAAAAGCAAUCAUCCAUAUCGGGUUAUGGAGGAUCUAUCUUUUCCCCUUACAUGUCCAGAUUGGAGUGCGCAUGAAGAGCGGUUACUUCUUGAGGCCCUUGACAUGUAUGGAUUUGAGAACUGGAAUGGUGUUGCUGAACAUGUUGGGACGAAAAGCAAACCUGAAUGUAUCGACCACUAUAAUGGUGUAUAUCUGAAUUCGCCAUGUGCUCCUCUUCCUGAUUUGUCUUAUUGCAAGGGAAAGAACAAAGAGGAACUCCGUGCCAUGGGAAAGCGAGAUCAACUCAAGAAAGGGGAUAAAGCUUUGGAAUGAUAUCAGAAUGCUACCACCUUCCAGAAUGCUGCCUUCAUUUAUUUAUUUUAAUUGGACCCAUAAAUAAGAAUGGCAAAUGUAGACAAUUAUGUAAUGUGCCUGAGUUGUGUGCACAUCAUUUAUCCUACUGGAACUUCAUUUCUGCUAUAUUGGUUUUAUUUUUAUUGCAUUCACUCAAUGGAUUAUUA
Messenger RNA from Medicago truncatula (barrel medic), 828 nucleotides. RefSeq names its product transcriptional adapter ADA2. Gene Ontology annotation, molecular function: zinc ion binding; chromatin binding; transcription coactivator activity. Gene Ontology annotation, biological process: regulation of transcription by RNA polymerase II; chromatin remodeling. The record is from RefSeq and is a predicted model, not a curated record. The transcript has 7 exons. NCBI's taxonomy places the organism in Eukaryota, Viridiplantae, Streptophyta, Magnoliopsida, Fabales, Fabaceae. The coding region runs from base 71 to 640 and encodes 189 amino acids. Gene Ontology annotation, cellular component: nucleus.